AUGGAUUUAUAUAGUGAAGCAAGUAGUGGGACGCGAAGUCUAACUCCUCGCCAUAUCAGCGCAGAUAAGGUGCUGCCAGAAAUCAACAAUGCUAUUAACUCGACGCUUUUGUGCCAUAAAUACAGUAAUAAUCCAGAAUUUGCAUCUUACUACUCAGCUCUCUAUCCAUACGCCUGGGUGCUUUGGGGCUGCGGACUGCCUCUUUUAAUCGUAAUAUGGAUACUCUACGCCAUUUCCUUGCGUUCGGCCAUGCGACAUUGGCGGGAUUUCGUCAGUUACAUAGCAGUUAUUCUCAGUGUCUAUCCUAUUGUGGCAACAGGAGCUUUCAUCACAAUAGUAUUGCCACGGUUUCGAAUCCCGGCUGAAGCCAUAUCACAGCAGAUUGUGACAGUGGCGUUGUUUAACUUCUUCCGUCUUCUCAUCGCAGAAUGUGGUGGAAUGGACGAAAUUAUCAGACGAACCAGUGGCUUACACUUGGAGACGCGGGUGCUGCCGUGUUGUUGCUGGCCUUGUUGUUUUAUCCCAAGACCGAUGAUAACAAAGAAAAGCCUGAUGGGUUUGCAUUACUUGGUACUGCAGAUGCCUGUCAUUCAAGCUAUUCUUUACGUAAUUAUUCUUGCAAUAUGGGCGGAAGAUUUUAAUCUAUACAGCCGCAACUUUCUGUAUUUUCAACCGUUCGUCGCGGCAUCCAUUCUUCCAGGGAUUUGGGGUAUUGUUAUGUGUGUUCGGACUUCUACAUUACUGGGCCUUAACCCAAAAGCAAGGUUCUUAAGCAUACAACUUGCAUUGAUCAUUGUGAAGCUGCAGGUCGGAAUAUCCAAGUCCCUUGCAGAUUUAAUCCAUGGGCCUUGCUUAGUGAAUUUACAUCCGGUCGUGUUUGUUAGUCUUGUACAAAAUUGCAUCAUGGUGGUGGAGAUGUGUUUAGUAUCAAUAUGGGCAUGGCGUUUGUAUAGUGUGCCACCAGAGAAAGUCUUGAAAAAUGUUGCAACUGGAAAGUCAAUAUCUACAGUUGAUGACAAUUUACGGGCCAUUGAAGUGGAGACCGUCAAAGAGGGAAUUGACAACAAAACCUUUAAUAAUAAUGUCAACAUCGAUGAUUGA
This is a messenger RNA of Arctia plantaginis, 1101 nucleotides long. NCBI's taxonomy places the organism in Eukaryota, Metazoa, Arthropoda, Insecta, Lepidoptera, Erebidae. The record is from the annotation of a GenBank genome assembly.